CAGAAACCGGAAGAGAUGCGUCAUCUCAUUCUUCUUCUCGUCACAAUUUCAAUGGUUUCAGCAAUGGGAUACAUUGGAGUUCUUAAAGGAAACCGCGGUUCUCCAAAGAAGCCAACUGGAGAUUGGCCAUCAAGAUUCCCACAACAUCCAGCUGGAUUUAGCUAUAAAUGCAAGAAUAGACAGUUUGAAACAUCGGGACCUUCACAAAACCAACCACCAAUUGGAAAUGACGGAGAAGAGACACCAAAACCAACUCCAAAACCAACUACUACCACAACAGUCAAGCCAACUUCACCUACCACGUUGAAAAUGACGUCACCUACUACCACUACAAAGAAGCCUGCACCAGCUGCUCCAACUGCUACAACAUUCUGGAUCAGAAGCCCAACUCCACCGAAUACUCCAGCACCAGUAGUUAAGGGAGGUGCAGCAUAUACCCUCGGACACCCACAAUUUGCUACAGUUAAGCCAGUAUCUGUAUUUGCACCAGAUGCUGCAUUGCAUCCUCUUAAUGGAGCUGCUGGAAAUAUGGACUUUGAUAUCAAACCUGUUGGAGUCCCGAAAGGCCCGAGAGCAGUUAUCGAUCCAGAUGCAUAAAGGUUUUUAAAUAAAUGAAUGAAAUUUGUUGUUUGAAA
Messenger RNA from Caenorhabditis elegans, 635 nucleotides. RefSeq lists its product as uncharacterized. The transcript is spliced from 2 exons. The record is from RefSeq and is marked reviewed. NCBI's taxonomy places the organism in Eukaryota, Metazoa, Nematoda, Chromadorea, Rhabditida, Rhabditidae. The coding region runs from base 16 to 597 and encodes 193 amino acids.